Rhinocladiella mackenziei CBS 650.93 is the source of this 1992-nucleotide messenger RNA. RefSeq lists its product as uncharacterized. Lineage: Eukaryota; Fungi; Ascomycota; Eurotiomycetes; Chaetothyriales; Herpotrichiellaceae. Gene Ontology annotation, cellular component: nucleus. The record is from RefSeq and is a predicted model, not a curated record. The coding region runs from base 1 to 1992 and encodes 663 amino acids. Gene Ontology annotation, molecular function: transcription cis-regulatory region binding; DNA-binding transcription factor activity, RNA polymerase II-specific; zinc ion binding. The transcript is spliced from 5 exons. Gene Ontology annotation, biological process: positive regulation of transcription by RNA polymerase II.
AUGCCCUCCAAAGUUGAAGAUCCCUGCCAGGAAUGUCGGGAACGCCAUCUGAAAUGCGACGAUAAUCAUCCCAAGUGCAAGCAGUGUGAGCGCCUGGGAGAAAAGUGUCGGAGGGGGAAGGGCAAGCUCAAGUUUCGUCAUGGUUCCAGCGCCCGAUAUGAUGCGACGUUCUCCAAAGACCAAACAUGGCUUGAGCAAACUAAGAAUGCUAAAUUCCAAUUUGUCGACCAGGGGCCCGAAUUAGAAAACUAUUAUUCCCAAGAUGACCUUGCGGUGAACAAUACCAAAUUCCAUGCUCAGGACCAGAAGCAGGAAGGUUUUACCGUUCCAUACAGGCGAAUCGAACCCUCUGCUGAUGCAGAUUUGUCCCCUCCUGUCCGCAGCGCACCGCCCCCGGAGCCUCCAUCUUUCUUAUCACCUUCGGGCACGAAUCAUGAGACCGUCCUUGUUCAUUCUCCCAUAAAGAGGAGGAAGACCGCUGAUUCAAUCCACCCAAGCUAUCCUUCCAACACCGAACCAUGGCCCCAAGGAGCAUACGACCCCAUUCGUUCUCAAUAUCGGGUCUAUGAUCCUCCCAAAGGUUUUACUUCUUUCAGUCCCGACGGAUUUACGGCGAUGCCAGAACAGCACUACGUCCCUAAAGUGGUGGAAGCGGAAUAUCGUCGCUUGGCGGAUUCUGCCGCUGCCGCGAUUCCCCCAGAGUCUCUCCUCUCACCCGCUAUCUGGAAAGAAGAAUUCUAUUGGCCGAACAAGUUCACCACGACACAAUGUGCUUGUCUGAUGCGGUACUAUAUAGAACACCUGGCGCCCUGGUUUGACGUGGGAGAUCCAGCAAGGCAUUUUACCCUGGUGGUCCCCCAACGCGCAAGAAGAUGCCCUCCGCUAUUGAACGCCAUAUUUACUGCCGCCGCCAGACAUCUCGCCUCUCUUGCCCGGUAUAGAACAACGGAUGGAGUGAUUAGUUACCAAAAUGUCCUUCUGCCGAAGCUCACCGCGGACACCGCCGUCAAAUACCACAACGCUUGCAUUGCAUACCUCAUCAAGUUGUCUAGCGAUCCCGAACACGUCAGAGACGAAAACUUAUUGGCCGCUGCCGUGAUAUUGAGAUACUACGAAGAGAUCGACACGUCGCUGAAAGGUGAAGACAGUGAGACCUUUCUUCACACCUUUCAGAUUUUCGUCAAGGCUCAAACGAACCCCUAUUCGUCUCUUCUGGCAGAUGGCAAAAGCCAAGAAUACCAGAGACCCGAAUCGAUGCUCGGCGUGCUUGACAAUGCACUGGCAUACGGGAAGAGUUUCCAACACGCAGCAUUUCGCAUAGCUUUACGUCAAGAGACCACGAUUGCGUUCUUGAAGCAAAGACCGGUGCGUCUCCCACUGGAAACCUGGUCCAUGCUGCAAGGAUUCGAGGACGCCGAAGAUUUUAUCUGGUCUGACCGACAUCUCUACCACUGCGCCAACGUGUUGCAAUACUGCUUUGGCGGGAUACCAAUGCUUCGCAAAUCACAAAUUGACAGGUGGACGGAACUCAAGAGUUUUGAAGCUCAGUGGGAUGAAUGCAAACCCUUGUCGUUUGCCCCAAUCCACUAUCAAGAGCCCGACCGUGCCAAAGGGGAGUGUCUACCUCAUAUCUGGUACAUGGCAGACGUCCACGUGACAGGCUUGUUGUCCUUGGAUCUCGCCAAAAUUCUUUUGACCGUGUACAAUCCGAAUAUUCCCCGGAUUGGCCCAGGUGUCCACGCCAUUCAAAGACGAGUUACUCGAGAAGUCCACGACAUUGUGAUUCGACUAUGCGGGACUGCAAUGUCGAAUCCCUCUUCACAACCGGCUAUGAUCCAAGCUUAUAUGGCCAUUGCCAUCUGUGGAGAGGAUUUUACCGACCCAGUUGAACAGCGAGCAUUAUUGGAAAUCUUGGACCGGUUAGAAAAUGACCUUGGCUGGCCGACGGGCAAGACGGCAACGGACCUGAAAAGGGGAUGGGGUUGGACUUGA